GCCUCGCGAGCCGUGUGAGCCACAACCAACGCCGGGCAUCCCCGUGUCGUGUCGUUCGGCCGCUCGCUCGAACCACCCCGGACACACCAAUUCCUACCACCAUGUAAACAAAGCGGCAGGUGUACGCGUCUCCCACGGGCGUGGAUCUGCGGAACGUCCGCGAUGUAACACGUGGCGACGGGGGAUCCGGAGGCUGCGUUUAUCGCGCGCGCGGGGUGCGAAAGUAAAAGUGACGUUCUCCACUUUUCCGCUAAGGGCAAUACGCGGUGACGAGUGUGCGAAAAUGGAGGUAUUUCGAGUCCGGGACGUGGCUUUCCGCUGGCGAGAUCGAUGAUGGUGGCAAGUUCAAUCUACCGCUCCCGCGGACAUGACGAUGUUAUUACGAGUUGCCGAGUUCGCCGAAGAUGUCUUGUUCGGGGCUGAGAGACCAACUUCGAUCUUCCCCUGUCGGACGCCGUAACAAUCGCUGGACCCCGAGGAUGUUCCUGCCCGAGACAUCCAUUGACGGUCCAACUUUGACUUUCAUAACAACUCCGACCCGCUAGACUGUCACGACGAUCAUCCGUAUGCGUCCCGCGUUUCCUUCGAGCGGAUCUUAUUGACGAAAUUCGCAACAGUUCACCAACCGUGGCAGCUCUCCAAUGAAAAAUUUGCGGCUGUCCGAGCGGCUGAAAGAGAUCGCCGUUCCGCUCAGCCGAAGCGUCUCUCCCCGUUUAAUCGAAACGAACAAUUCGCCAAUCAUUUCUCUCACGCCACGGCUUUCAUCGUAUCGCCGUUCCGUGUGCAUCCGCCGCUCGUAAUCGAUGAUCAAUUGUUGCGACUACCGCCAAUAUUGCGCGACCUUCGGAUAUAUGGUCGCUGUUAAACACUUUGAUCGAGUAAUACGUCAUCCUUUCGCCUUCGAAAUUACCGGAUUGUAAUUAUAUCCUUUGCGCUUUGCGAACCGAGACAGAUAACGGAAACAGGACGACGUGGGUCCUGUUUAUAUUGCGGCCAACUAAGUACACAGUUACACUCGGACAUUCGAGAAGAUAAACCUUAUAGACUCCAUCUCCUCCGAUCCUGUGUCGACCACGUGUUUCGUGUGAUCUACGGUGGUGGUGUGCGAGUGUUAUGACGAGGUGUAACGAGGUGUGCGAGGUCUUGAGAUAACGAUGCUUUAAGUGUUUACGCCAAGGAGGUAGCUAUCUCUUGAUAACACAUUGGAGAUCUUACACGCUCAUUCAUGUAGAUCACACGCUAUCGCCUCAAGUUUAUCACCCAGGUUGGAAAGGCAUCCCGGAAGCGUCCUUUACCGGGAUUCGCUUAUCGAAAUUUUGAAUAUUUUCCGCGAAAUGAAUUGAGAUUGGUAGCUUAGAUCAAAGAGACAUUAAUAAACACGUCGAAACAAUGGCGCAGUAGAGGUAUCUUGUAAUUAUGCAAACUAGAGGUACGAUUAUAAGCGACACGUUGUCUAAGCGUGCUAUCUAUGAUAAUUGCAGAUACGUCAACUACGGUAAUAUUGCUAAUGUUCAGUUUUCAGUUCAAAGCGAUAACGCGUGCAGUUAAACGCACGGGCAUGAUUUCUUAUAAUACUUCAGCAUCGUAAUAAUUAACACUUUCGCUACCACCGUUUUCCGAAAAAGGGAUCGGUAAAAAAAAAGAUCGGAGAAAAUUAUUUUUCGUUACGUAAUCUGUCUGGGUAAUUGUGUAAGAAGUUACUUUAUGUUACUUAUUAACAUUUGUAUAUAAGAAACUACUUUUCGCGUCGAUGCAGAAAUCAUUUUGCGAUUAUGCUUUAUUAUUGCGAUUAUUCCUUUAACUCGCACCUACAAUAAGGUAGUGCAAAUUAUUAGAAUAAAGAAGAUUCUUCGGUAAGUAAAAUCAAAACGGUAGGAAAUAAUUACUGGUCCUUCUGUCGUCAACGCAACGGUAUGACUUUAAGUUUAAAAAGUCUUGUUACAUACAACGCUGUAUCAUAUUUGCUAGACAAAUUUUGAGAUUGCUGUAGAUAUGGUACGUACGUGACACUCGGUCGCGAAAGUGUUAAUACGACCUCACAAUCUUAUGUACAAUCGUAGUUAGAAAAUACGCCAAGAUUAGCAUAUACUGCGCCGUCGAUGAAACAUGCUAACCAGCUGUCAAUUCAUUGACUCAGCCGCAUGCUCGCGCUAAGACAAGGCAAAUAGCUCGUUGAACGUAACAUAAGCUCAUAAUGAAAUCAAGUAUAUACCGCACAAUGUCUCGUUUUCCUACGAACUCUGCAUUAAAAGACAAACAACUUGACUUUCUUAACAAACAGCAUAAUGUGAUUAAAUAAUCUUGAAUAAUUGAAGAAACAAUCGGUACAAUGAAUAAAGAAAUAGUAGUCGAUCGAAUAAUAUCGACUGUAUAACAAUCGAAGAUGCCGAAAGCCUCUGUCGAUCAAUGUGGAGAAACAUUGUGACAUUAUUUUUGUGUGUCGGUGGAAUUAUCAUGAAACUAAAACACUGCAAAUUGACUUUCCUGCGGUGAACAAGAUACGCCGGAAGUGAUUUGAUCGGGGAACGAGCGUAGCUGAACAACUCGAAGGUUAUCGUUGCACGAAGAGACUCUACAAAAUCUGUGAAAAAUGUGCCCCAUGAAAAAUCCUGUUUGGACGUCAACUCGAAAUUUGGAAAAAAAAUUCUAACUGCAGCCGUGUGAAAUAAUUCGCAACGGCAAAUUAUACGAAAACGAGUCUGCAAUCGUGAUUAUGAUCGCAAGUAGAAUCCAUAUAAACGGACAAUCAUUAACUCAAGAAGAUCCAAGUAUACGAAACGCCUAGAAGCUCAAAUAUUCAAGUACCAAUUUAUUCAAGUAGUUUAAUGGAGCUUAUUUUCCGAGAUAUGCACCCUCGCCUAAUUCCUUUAUUUUGGACCUCGACAAGUGAGUCACGAAACACUCUACAUAAAUCAUUUAAAAAUGAUGCAAAUUAAGAACUGCGCGAUCUACAUUGCCAUGGUGAAGCUAUAACUUGAUAUUCGUAAAUGGAUCGAUUGCACGUCGGCCGUAUCAAGGAAGAAGCGGAAGAAGACGAGAAAGAAGUCGUCCAACGGCGAUAGCCAGUCGAAAGCCGUGAGAAAAAGCCCAGUUCCUCAAGAUGGAUUUAAACGAGAUAGAGAUGGAUUUCAACAACACCGCGAAUUCACCGUAUGCACAGGCAUUGUCUGCCAACAACACCAACCAGCAGAACAACACCACAAACUAUCACGAUAUCGAGGAUGUCCUCCUGCUGACUUUUAAAGCACUCAUCAUGAUAUUCAUCAUCCUCAGCGCUCUCUUUGGCAAUCUAUUGGUCAUCGUCUCGGUCAUGAGACACCGGAAGCUCCGGGUAAUCACCAAUUAUUUCGUGGUAUCGCUGGCCUUGGCGGACAUGCUGGUGGCGUUAUUCGCCAUGACGUUCAACGCAUCCGUGGCACUUUCUGGACGUUGGCUAUUCGGGUAUUUCAUGUGCGACGUGUGGAACUCGCUGGACGUCUUCUUUAGCACCGUCAGCAUCCUCCACCUUUGCUGCAUCAGCGUCGACAGAUACUACGCGAUCGUCCAACCGCUCGACUAUCCGUUAAUCAUGACGAACGUGAGACUGGGAACCAUGCUGAGCGUCGUGUGGUGUUCCCCGACUGUUAUUAGCUUCCUACCGAUCUUCGCGGGAUGGUAUACCACGGAGGGCCAUCAGACGUACAGAGAGAACAAUCCGCACGAGUGUGACUUCAGAGUCAACAAGCUCUACGCUAUCGUCAGUUCCAGUGUUAGUUUCUGGGUACCGGGGAUAAUCAUGAUCGCCAUGUAUUACAAGAUUUAUUGCGAGGCCGAUCGUCAGGAGCGCAUGCUGUAUCGGAGCAAAGUUGCAGCCGCUCUACUAAAUAAACAUCUGCAAAUCAACGGGAUCUCGGCUGGUCUAACGUCUCUGCCGACCGUAGACCAAUCGUCGCCCGAACCGCAGCCGGAAGAACCGCCGAUGGCUAGUAGCAGCAAGAUGAAAAGAGAGCGGAAGGCAGCAAGAACGCUCGGCAUCAUCAUGUCGGCGUUUCUGGCUUGCUGGCUGCCUUUCUUUCUUUGGUAUGUCAUCACGUCUCUGUGCGACUCGUGUAAAAGCGGCGACGCGGUGGUAGCGACGGUGUUCUGGGUGGGCUAUUUCAACAGUGCCCUGAACCCGCUGAUCUACGCAUACUUUAAUCGCGAGUUUCGCGCAGCCUUUCGCAAAACCCUCGAAAGCUGCUGCCGCGCGAUCGGACCGGUGCAUGAUCUUCGCCAGGUGCAUCGUAAACAGGACCUCGUGCACAGCAACGCCUCGUCCGAGCUGCAUGUCAACAAUCAGCUGCGCAAUAGCGAGAUGACCAACGUCCAUAUCGAGGCGUGCAUUUAAACGGAUUAUGGGAUCCGUAGAGGUGAAAGUAACAGCGGAGUCCCCGGAGCAUCUUUUGAAUAAAAAGAAAUGGAUAGGACCGGAGUAGCACAGGUAGGACGGAUCAAUCCUAAAAGUGAGAAUCAGGGUGAUCAAAAAAUUUCUUCCUUUUUUACUAUGCAAAAUGUUUAAUAAUUCGAUACUAUAAUCUAUUCUUCCCUGUACGAAAAUAUCGAGUUUAAAAAGUUAUUUUAAAACGCGUAGGGAAACAUUUAAUUUAAAAAGGCGUAUAAUUUUUUAAAUAUAAGACAUAACUUGGCAAAAUUCUGUUCUUCCUGAAAAAAUGGUGUACUUUUUAUGUUGAUAAAGUAAAAAUAAUGUUCGAGAUAGUGUUACGGAGACGUUGAUAUAUCAUCGUGUCUUUGUAACUAUAAUCUUUUCUGAUUAUCUUUUUUAAAUGGGGUUUUUGAGAAAGAAGUUCAGGGAUACAAUAAAAUAUAUAAAGAAGAAUAAGGAAGCCAAUUCAAUUUUAAAGAAUUUAUCAUUGAAAUGAAGACUGUUCGAAAAAAACACACAAAGAAUUUAUCAUUAAAAUUAAGAACGUUUCAAAUUCGUGAAAAAUUUUCAAGUCGUUGUUAAAGCUAAGGUCAUCCAGGUGUGCAACGUCAUAUAUUUGCGUCAAGUAUUCGCAAAUGUCAAAUCUAAUUUGCGAGAGAGAAGGACAUAGUCCCAAAGAGAACGUGAAUAGAGUAUGUACGGCAUACUCGUGCCUAUUUCGUCCUGCGGCCGACCUAUUUUAAGGGAUACAUUCGCCGUUCGUCCCCAAGGGUCUAUUUCUGUCCCGGCAGCGUUCCAUCAGGUCCGUAAAUAAGGCUCCUGUCCGUCGGCAGAUUGAUGUUCCGUUUCAGCAGUAAUAUUUUAGCCCGGUGGUCCGAUAACGUCGAAAUAAACUUUCGAACUAACAUUUGAUUCGUGCGCGAGCUCCUAUAUUUUGCCUUGAUUGCCAUCAUAUACUUUUGCGACAAAUUAAAUUUCUGCUCAUCUGAAAUUGAAUAUGGUGAACAGGACGUUUUAAUUAUAUGUGUACGUGUAAUGUUAGCAAAUUUCAACCUUUAAAGCUUGCGUACAAAGAAAAGGUAUUCUUUUCAUUCUAUUAUCUUCGCCCUUAAUCACUUAAAUUUUUGAAUAGAAUUUUAGCUGAAAAAUUAGUUUGCGAAAUUAUCCAAAAGUUAUAUGCGCUUUGAGGAUUUUUUCUGAAAAAAAAAGAAAUUAGCUCGAAACUGAUAGAAUAAUUUGCAAGAGGGCAUGGAAGGAUUAAUUAAAAAGUAUGGUCUGAGGUUUUUCUGUAGACCCGCAAUUAAAGAAGAAGCGAAGGGAAAAACAAAGAGACCAAAGAAAAGGGUUGGAAGGCGGGAGAUAAAGCUGUUCUACUCAUUUAGGGGAUCACUUUGUACAUAAUUGCGCUGCGACAGCGCGUUUCGUUAUAAUCAAAGGGAUUUAUAUUAACGAGCUCUUAGCGUUAAACGAGGUAUCAUUGUAAAUACGAGUCUGCGUUCGUUUAGACUCGAGCAACUUCGUGUAUAAAUGUUAAAGCGUAUCAUCCCUCUCGCAAGACAAAUCAUUUUAUCAGAAUAGAUAAAUUUAUGAGGGCAUCGUAUUAAAGAGAAUCACUAAAAAUGCCAAAGAUGAAGAGUAAAAUAUAUUAUAUAUACAUAAGUACACAGUAUACCUACAUGUACAUGUACAGCAAUAAGACGUAAGAAUGUUGAUGAUGUUCCGUUAUUCGUUAAUCGUAACAUAUUAUAUAUUUAUUAUAAUUUAUUAUAUGUUGUUUAUUAUAACGAAUUUAGCGAAUAUUCGAUUCUAAAUUGAAUCGAAUUCAUUUUGAAACUUUGGAAAUAUUUAGUAAGAAUGGAGGAAUGUGAGAGUUGUGUUUGUUAUCGACCACAUCGUCUAGUCAUUUCUUUAGAAGUCUUGUGCACAGUCUUAGAAAGUAACACCGUCAUCGAAAUUAUACUAGAUCGAUUUAUCUCAGAAAGGGUUUUUUGUUAAUCAAAAUCCUUAUAUUUUCAAAGAAGAAACACGCCUAUUUUUAAAAGAGUAUCGAUUAAAAGUUAUUAUUUUACACUGCCAAUAUAAUUUCUUAUGGUUAAAAUGGCACAAUUUGACACAAUUAAUAAUAAAUAACUUAAUAAUGAAAGAAUAUAAUACAAUUAAAUGCUGUCUAAUCUCAUGAUACGAAUGUAUAUUAACGAUCAAUCAAGAAGAUAUUCUACAAUAUAUUUUACUGCCCUCUCAGUCGUGAUAUUUAUAUCGAAGCGUACAUAUAAAUAAAAUAUGCGUAAUAUUUUUUUUUGGAAUAAAACCCUCUUUCUGAGAUCAUUUCGGUCUAUUAUAUUAGACAGAACAUAUUUGAGAAAGAUUGGUAAAGGUGGCGAUGAUGAAACAAUCGGCUUUACGAAAGUGUAAUUGAUUUUUUAAUCCUUUUUUAUCAGCUCUUUUAUAUCAUCGGUUGGCAGAUCAAAGAAGAUGGUAUACGUAAAUAGUUAUGUAUACAUAUUUCAGAAUGCAGAACAAUCACUAACGUAAAUACGAUCGAGCGCGGACGAUAUCGUGGACAUGUCUUUUUACUGCAAUUACAAAUUGCAAUUAGUAAAAAUUGAAAUUCAAAUUAUAUAAAUAGCAGUUUCCAAUAACUUUAAUACAUUGAACGUUUCAAUACUUUUUAAACUUUAUAAAUCAUAAGGCUUAUUUAAUUCUAAUUGUACUAUUCUAACUUGAAAUAAUAACUAAAUCUUAUUUUAAUUUUGACAAUAGGUAAAAUAUAGUGUAUUUUUAUAUCAAUGAAAAUAAGUUUCAGAAAAGUUGAUAUGUAAAUUUUAGCUUUUAGCUCUUUCCUUAUUUAUCACCAUUGCCACACAUUUUGGUUUUUAAUCGUUUCCUUACGUAUAUAUUUACGGAAAACGAAUUACGGGGUACGGAAAUGCUACGAAAUCGUUCGCCAGCUCGAUCUAUUCGUAUAUCACGUGUCUGUUAGGCUACGGCUAUAAAGGCGACUAGUGUCCUCCUAAUGUAACGUACUGUGCAACGUUGUAAAUCGAUGUUUACGAGACGUCUCUAGAGUCAAAGCGGUUUUGCCAGCGAUCACAUUGGCGAAGCAGUUUUAUCGCCAGAGAGAAAAAGGAAAACCGAUUUCAGAUGAUUUUUAAUUUGCGGAAGGAUUAAGAGGAGAAAAAUU
Molecule: messenger RNA, 7583 nt
Organism: Vollenhovia emeryi
Lineage: Eukaryota; Metazoa; Arthropoda; Insecta; Hymenoptera; Formicidae
Product: octopamine receptor beta-1R-like
Exons: 5
Coding region: 3101-4366 (421 amino acids)
Biological process (GO): adenylate cyclase-activating adrenergic receptor signaling pathway
Cellular component (GO): membrane
Molecular function (GO): octopamine receptor activity
Source: RefSeq, a predicted model, not a curated record